AGAAGUGAGAGAUGAGAAAAAUUUUAAAUUACGAGACCUCUAGUUAUCUGUAUUUCACUUGUGAGUUAUUUGAGUAUUUCUUUCUGUACCCAACAGAUCCUUAAGUCACUGAAUGCCAACGCUUUCUCGUCCAAAUGCCAUGAAGAGCUUCCAAAGACCUCAAUGAGCUCCAAUGCGUGGCGUAUCUCGAAGAGUGCAACAACUUUUGAGACCCAAACUUCACAAAGACUCGUUCUAUUACACAGAACUGUUGAACCUUUGCAAAACCACCGACAACGUUAAAAAAGCGCACGCCCAGGUUGUGGUCCGAGGCCACGAGCAAGACCCCUUCAUUGCCGCAAGGCUCAUCGAUAAGUACUCUCACUUCUCCAACCUACACCACGCACGCAAGGUGUUCGACAAUUUGUCCGAACCAGAUGUUUUCUGUUGUAACGUGGUCAUCAAGGUUUACGCCAAUGCGGAUCCCUUCGGUGAGGCUUUGAAGGUUUACGAUGCGAUGCGUUGGCGUGGCAUCACCCCGAACUACUACACUUACCCGUUUGUGCUCAAGGCUUGCGGCGCCGAGGGAGCUUCUAAAAAGGGUCGAGUGAUUCAUGGGCACGCAGUGAAGUGUGGAAUGGACUUGGAUUUGUUUGUGGGCAAUGCCCUUGUUGCGUUUUACGCUAAGUGUCAAGAUGUUGAAGUGUCCAGAAAAGUGUUUGACGAAAUUCCUCACAGAGAUAUUGUUUCUUGGAACUCAAUGAUUUCGGGGUAUACUGUGAAUGGAUAUGUGGAUGAUGCUAUUUUGCUUUUCUAUGAUAUGUUAAGAGAUGAAAGUGUGGGGGGUCCUGAUCAUGCCACGUUUGUAACUGUUCUUCCGGCGUUUGCUCAGGCAGCGGAUAUUCAUGCAGGGUAUUGGAUUCAUUGUUAUAUUGUGAAGACAAGGAUGGGACUUGAUUCUGCUGUGGGGACUGGACUUAUAUCGUUGUACUCAAAUUGUGGUUAUGUAAGAAUGGCACGAGCCAUCUUUGACAGGAUCUCUGAUAGAAGUGUUAUAGUGUGGAGUGCAAUAAUUAGGUGCUAUGGAACACAUGGUCUUGCGCAGGAGGCGCUUGCUUUGUUCCGGCAAUUGGUUGGGGCUGGCUUGCGCCCUGAUGGUGUUGUGUUUUUGUGUUUGUUAUCUGCGUGCAGUCAUGCAGGUUUGCUUGAGCAGGGCUGGCACCUUUUUAAUGCCAUGGAAACUUAUGGAGUGGCGAAGAGUGAGGCACAUUAUGCUUGCAUUGUGGAUCUGUUGGGGAGAGCUGGGGAUUUGGAGAAAGCAGUGGAGUUUAUUCAGUCUAUGCCUAUCCAACCCGGGAAAAACAUUUAUGGUGCAUUGCUGGGUGCUUGUAGAAUACACAAAAAUAUGGAGCUUGCUGAAUUGGCCGCGGAGAAGUUGUUUGUCUUGGACCCUGAUAAUGCCGGGCGUUAUGUGAUUCUAGCACAGAUGUACGAAGAUGCAGAGCGAUGGCAGGAUGCGGCCAGGGUGAGGAAAGUAGUCAAGGACAAAGAAAUAAAGAAGCCAAUUGGGUAUAGCUCCGUAGAGCUGGAAUCUGGUCAUCAGAAAUUUGGGGUAAAUGAUGAGACUCAUGUGCAUACAACACAGAUCUUCCAGAUCUUGCAUAGCUUAGAUAGGAUUAUGGGGAAAGAAACUCGUGCAAUGUGAUGCCAUUUUGUAGGAAAUGGUGGAUAUAGCGGGUAUAUCCAACCAUGGGAAAGAGACCUGUCAUCGCCACCAUGCUAAUAAUUUACCAAUACAACCUGGACUUUGCAUAUUUUAUGUUUCCAAGAUAUUAAAAGCAUUUAUUUAUUUAUUUUUAUUUAGUGCUAGUUUUUAGAGUAA
Messenger RNA from Glycine soja, 1861 nucleotides. RefSeq names its product pentatricopeptide repeat-containing protein At3g24000, mitochondrial-like. Gene Ontology annotation, biological process: RNA modification. Gene Ontology annotation, molecular function: RNA binding; protein binding. The transcript has 2 exons. NCBI's taxonomy places the organism in Eukaryota, Viridiplantae, Streptophyta, Magnoliopsida, Fabales, Fabaceae. Bases 173 to 1684 code for a protein of 503 amino acids. The record is from RefSeq and is a predicted model, not a curated record.